Molecule: messenger RNA, 947 nt
Organism: Moneuplotes crassus
Lineage: Eukaryota; Ciliophora; Spirotrichea; Euplotida; Euplotidae
Source: the annotation of a GenBank genome assembly
UUUAGAUGAGAGUUGGAUUGAUGAAGAGUAUUAUUGUGCUUCCGAAGCUUUUUAUGCUAGAAAUGGAAGCAACUUCUCUACAAUUUAAAUGAUUUCACUUUGAAGAUCUCCUCCUUGAGUCCACAUUAAAUUGAACAAUUUUGAAGCAGCCAAAGUAGUUAUGCUUCUCUUAAUCUUUGACUUUGCAGAUCUCCUCCUUAAACUUUACAGCACACUAACCAAAAUCCAUACAAAUCUAUUAACCCCACAUGCCAUCCAUAAAUUCCCAAAAAUUACCACAACCCCCUAAAUCCCUUCUAAUCUCUCUAUCACCCCAACACCACCCCUUCCCCACCCUCUCCCAUUCCUUCUUCCCAUACAUCGACCCCCCUAUCCUCCCAAUCCUUCUGCCCAAUCCCUCAAAUUCCAAUUUUCCUUCCUGUCCUAAGACUUGGCUCUUGUGCAGACUUUGAGAAGAAGACCGGACGAGAGGAGGAGAGAUUGAGUGGGAAGUUGUAGAGUUUUGGGGAUGGGAAGGGGGAUGCGGGUGGUUGGGUUAUGGGAGGGUGGAGGUGUGGGAAGGGGGAUUUGGGGGUUAGAGGGUUGGGAGGGAUGGUACUUUUGGUAGGGAUUUGGGGGUUCUUGUUGUGUUAUUGGGGAUUCGAGUCAUAUUUUGUUGAUUUUUUUUUGGUUUAGAGUGUUGCUAAGAUGCUCAGUCGUUUUGGAUGAGUGAUUAUAAGGUAUUUAUUAUUGGUGUUGAGAGGCUUAUUAAGCAAAAAUAGUAAAGUAUUACAUUGAAAUCUUUAUCCUCAUCAAAAUUUAUCUCAAAUAAGACGCAUUAAUAUUUUCCAAGAAGUGGUAAGCUAUCAUCAGGUCUUUCUAGUUCCACCUCUUUCUCAUUAUGCCUUUUUUUAAUGAACAGUGUCAAAGUCUUCAUUGGUUCUGAACUCAAUUUACUCUGAUGUAUC